This is a messenger RNA of Saccharomyces cerevisiae S288C, 2097 nucleotides long. RefSeq names its product Sli15p (gene SLI15). The record is from RefSeq and is marked reviewed. NCBI's taxonomy places the organism in Eukaryota, Fungi, Ascomycota, Saccharomycetes, Saccharomycetales, Saccharomycetaceae. The transcript has a single exon. The coding region runs from base 1 to 2097 and encodes 698 amino acids. Gene Ontology annotation, cellular component: nucleus; spindle.
AUGGACUGGGCAAUCAAAGCAGCUAGGAAGAAAACUCAAAGGAAGCCAGGCUCUACCCGUUCAAUCAUAGAAACCCUCGAUGAUCUAAAUAAUCUAACAACAGAUGCACAUUCAGAAAUAAAUCAACGAUUGUACGAAAGUAGUGAAUGGUUAAGAAAUAAUGUUUAUAUGAAUACACUCAAGUAUGAAGACAAAAAGAUGGAAGAGUCUUUAAUUAGCCCCGAAAAUACGCAUAACAAAAUGGAUGUCGAAUUUCCUAAAAUGAAAGGAGAAUAUGAACUUUCUAACUCCCAGAAUGAUGCCGCAAAAGACGUUACUAAGACACCCAGAAAUGGAUUACAUAACGAUAAAAGUAUCACGCCUAAAUCACUCCGCAGGAAGGAAGUCACCGAAGGAAUGAAUAGAUUUAGUAUACAUGAUACCAAUAAAAGCCCGGUUGAGCCAUUGAAUAGCGUUAAAGUCGACGCCAAUGAAAGCGAAAAAUCCUCACCAUGGUCACCUUACAAAGUUGAAAAGGUUCUAAGAGAAUCCUCCAAGACUUCGGAGUCUCCGAUUAAUACAAAACGCUUCGAUAAUCAAACAUGGGCGGCUAAGGAAGAAAUGGAGAAUGAACCUAUACUUCAAGCUUUAAAGAAAGCUGAAUCAGUAAAGGUGAAACCACCACCGAAUUCUGGGAUAGCGAGAUCUCAAAGAAGGUCGAAUAUGUUUGUUCCACUGCCGAAUAAAGAUCCUCUUAUUAUUCAACACAUUCCACCAACAAAAUCUUCAGGAUCAAUACCAAAAGUACGAACAGUAAAGGAAUCACCAAUCGCAUUUAAAAAAAAAUCUACGAUAAAUAGUCCUGCUAUAAGAGCUGUGGAAAACAGUGAUACCGCGGGAUCUACAAAAGCAUCCAGUGUUUUCGAUAGGCUAUCAUCUAUUCCAACAAAAUCAUUUGAAAACAAAAUUUCCCGUGGAAACGUUGGUCACAAAUACUCCUCUUCAUCAAUCGAUUUAACAGGCUCCCCCAUGAAAAAAGUUUCUCAAAAGUUUAAGUCAAUAAACUCCACGGAUACUGAUAUGCAAGAAGCGUUAAGAGAUAUAUUCUCAGUAAAAAAUAAAAUAACCAAAAAUAAUUCACCCAAAGGAAAAAACUCUCGAAAAUCCUCUAUUCCGAGGUUUGAUAAGACUUCUUUGAAGCUAACGACACACAAAAAGCUAGCAAUCAUUGCAGAACAGAAAAAGAAGUCCAAACACUCUAGUGAUGUUCAUAAAACUGGUUCAAGACCGCACAGUAUUUCUCCAACAAAAAUAAGUGUCGAUUCAAGCUCGCCAUCUAAAGAAGUUAAAAAUUAUUACCAAAGCCCUGUAAGAGGUUAUUUGAGACCAACAAAAGCGUCUAUUUCGCCUAAUAAAAAUAAAAAUUUAACAACGUCGCAAACGCCACAUCGUUUGAAAAUUAAAGAGAAAACAUUAAGAAAACUUUCUCCGAAUAUUGCUGACAUCUCCAAGCCAGAGUCUCGUAAAUCCAAAAAUUAUCGGCUUACAAACCUUCAAUUACUUCCACCAGCAGAGGCAGAACGAGAUGACUUAAAAAAAAAGUUUGAUAAAAGGUUAUCAGGAAUUAUGAGGUCUCAACAGGAACAUCAUCGGCGUAAACAAGAGAAACAAAAAAGGAUGUCGCAUUUGGAACAAGAUCUAAAAAAGCAAACAAGCUUUAGUAAUGACUACAAGGACAUACGUCUAAAAGAAUCUUUGGCUCCUUUCGAUAAUCAUGUGCGAGAUACCAUCAACAAAAAUACUGCAUUUAGUACCGACAAUAUAUUGGCCACAAUAAAUACAGUUGACCAUCGAGAAAUAAUCGGAAAUGUGACCCCAAAGAUAGCCUCUGUCAAUGAUUCUUUACCAGAGAUAAAUACUGAUUCUGAAGAUGAGGCUAGCGUAACUUUAGCGGCAUGGGCUAAAUCCCCGUAUUUGCAAGAGCAAUUGAUAAGACAGCAAGAUAUAAAUCCACAAACUAUCUUUGGACCAAUUCCGCCUUUGCACACCGAUGAAAUUUUCCCAAAUCCUAGGCUAAACAGGUUGAAACCGCGUCAAAUUGUGCCCAAAAGGUCUUGA